Molecule: messenger RNA, 2900 nt
Organism: Aphis gossypii (cotton aphid)
Lineage: Eukaryota; Metazoa; Arthropoda; Insecta; Hemiptera; Aphididae
Gene: Creld
Product: cysteine-rich with EGF-like domain protein 2
Exons: 8
Coding region: 332-1378 (348 amino acids)
Molecular function (GO): calcium ion binding
Source: RefSeq, a predicted model, not a curated record
UUAUGCGGUUUAUUAUUUACGAUUACUCUAUGCCCUAUGGUUUUACAUAUUUCUCUCCUCGUUUGCUUACGCUUUUCACCUGCGUCCUGCACGUUAUCAGUACCGGUCUGGUUGGGCCACGUAAAUAUUCGUGUGCCGUCGAGUCGGAAUAAUAGAUGGGGUUUUGUGCGGAAACAAAAAUCGCUAUCGCUAUGCAACUUACAUGUUCCGAUCGAGUGUUUUAAAUAAUAUUAUUAUUCUAUAGGCAUCACACGCCCAACUACUUACUUUUUUAUCCAUUCUGUCCCGGAACUUUCAGGAUUUCUACUGUCAAUAGUUGAUAUUAUUGAUAAUGCUCUUGUUGUUAAUGCUUCCAAUUGUUCAAUUAAUACAUGGUUUAGAUGUUUCUAAAUUUGUUCCAAAAGUUUCUGCUGAUAAUUCACCUUGCAAAAGUUGUAAAAUAUUAAUUCAAUCUUUUGAAAAGGGCCUUGAGAGAACUAAAAAUGGUCACUUUGGUGGUGGAAAUACAGCAUGGGAAGAGAAAAAUCUAUUGACUUAUUCAAAAAGUGAAAUAAGAUUUGUGGAAAUCCACGAUUCACUGUGCACUGAACUAUCUCAAGACCAAGAUAUGUGUUUUCAUUUAUCAAGUGAACAUGAACAUCAUUUAAAAGAAUGGUGGACAGAUGGCCGUCAAGAAGAUUUAUACCAAUGGUUUUGUGUUGACAAAUUAAAAGUAUGUUGCCCCCCAAAACAUUAUGGUCCUGAAUGUUUACCAUGUACAGGUUAUCCAAAUGUUUGUAAUUCUCAUGGAACUUGUAAGGGCGACGGAACUCGAAAAGGCAAUGGGUCAUGCAAAUGUAAAAAUGGUUAUGAAGGUACCAACUGUGAUCAUUGUGCAGAUAAUUAUUUUGUCAUACUGAAAAAUAAUACCUUUACUUGUGAAAAAUGCCAUAAAUCUUGUAAAGAUAGCUGUAAAACUUCCGGGCCAAAAGGUUGUAAUGAAUGUAAAGAUGGAUGGGUGUACAUGGGUGAAGGUGAAGGUUGUGUGGAUGUUGAUGAAUGUUUAGAACAAGAUGUUUGUACUUCACAACAAUUUUGUGUUAAUAAUGAUGGCUCAUAUUCAUGUUUGAGCUGUGAUCCAUCAUGUACAGAUUGUUAUGGUGACGGAAAUGAUAUGUGCUAUAAUUGUGCUUCAGGAUACAUCAUGAAAGACAGAAAAUGCAUAGUGGACACCAAAUGGAGGAGCUCUGAUCAAUCUCGUUAUCUAACAUAUGGUGGCCUAGGAGUAGCAACAAUAAUUAUUUUCAGAAUGAAUACAACUCUUGCAAGUAUUGUUGGAGCAUUUAUAGCAGUUUACAUUAUGGUUGCUGAGUAUAUAAUGAAUGAAUUAUAUAAAUAACGAAAUAGAGUUUAAUAUACUAAGCAAUGUUUUCUUCCAUUAUCUGUAUUUAAAAUUAUAUAUUUAGUAGUUUUCUAUGUUUGUCCAACUCGUUUACCCAACUAAGAAAUAAUAAUUUUAGCAUUGUAAAAUUACAGUUUAUUGAUUAAAAUAGUUUUUAUUUUGUUAUGGUUAAUUAUUAAACAGUACAAAACAAAAAAUAUGGACAUAAUUUAUUAAAAUCCGAUUAAUUUAUACAAACAUAAAUUUAUUUUUCAUUAUGUAUUUAUUAGAUUAAUUAAUUUAAAAAUUAUAACCUUAAAGACAAAACACUCAAUUAUAAAUUAUAAUACUUGAAUAAAUUAAAUUUAAAAAAAAAAACAUUUUUUUAAGAUAAAGUACAUUAUUAAAUAACCAUGGAAUUAUUAUAUUUAAUUUUUUUGAAUAUUAUAGAUUUAAUUUUAUUAAAUAUUAUAGAUUUAAUUUUAUUAAAAAUUAUAGAUUUAAUUAUAUUAAAUUAAAAAACUCAAAAGUUGUUACCAUUAUCUAUUAAAUACACAAUUCAACAAUAAUUGCUUUCCAUAUUUUAUAAAUUUAAACUCAAUAGUUAAACUAGAAUAAUAAAUUAUAGAUAAAUUUAAAUUACAUAGUUAAGAAUUAUAGAUUUUUUGUGUUUUAAUUGAAACAGAAAUAGCAUUAGGUAUUUGUUUACAUUUUUAACAAAAUUAACAUAUUCAAUUUGGCUAAAAAAAAAUCUUAUUAUUUUUAAAUUAUACAAUUAAUUUAGAAUGUAGUCCAAUUAUUAAUACUUUCUUAGCUAAUACUCUUUAAAAAUAUAUUAUAUUUUCUAUUAUAAAUUAUACUAUAGAUGCUUAAAUAACAAAAUUAAAUGUUUGUAUCAAUACUAAUCAUUAGUAUUUCUAACGCAUUAUUGUUGUUUGAGUAUAAAAUUGUUUUUAAAUAUAUAUAUUUUAGAUUAUUUAUAAAGUAUUAGACGAUUCAGUUACAAUAUUCAAAAUAGCACAGAAAGCAGUUUAAUGUGGUUAAAGUGUGUAUUUAAUGUUAAAUGGCAACACUAAUUUUUAUCUAAACCUAUCAAUACUGAACUAUUAUUUUACUAAUUGAAUGAUCCAUUAAUUAAGUUAAAUUUUAAAUUUAUAUAUCUAAAAUAUUUUUUGCAAAUACUAUGUUUUAUAUUCUCAAAUUACCUAAAGUAAAUAUUUUAUUAUGUUAUUCUUUUUUUUUUUUUUUAUCAUUUCAUUUGGUUUAUUAAUUUUUACUGUACAAUCUAUAUAUUUAAAUUAAUUAAAUAAAUCUAUUUAUUUUGUGAUAUUUUUUGCCUUCAAGGUUAUAGUAUUAAAAAAAAUUAUUUUUUAAGCAAACGAGGCUGAUUAGUAUUACUUUAUAUAAUUUCUUUGAAAAAAAAAAAAUGCUUUAGAAUUUGUGAUGAUCACCUAAUCUAGUACAGUUUGAAGUACACCAAUUUUAUGAAUUGUUGUUUUACCCUAAUGUAAUUAAAUUAAAUAAAACAAAAUUCUACAAA